GGGUCGUUGAAUUUUGAGAAAGUCGCCCGGGGCACUCAUGAUCAGAAUUAUUCAUGACUAACUUUGGUUCCACGCGGAAGGUAGAACUGAACAGGGUACCAGUAUCUUUCUGAGACACUUGAGAACACGUACUCAUUCGCACUGUCAUCGUCAAUGGCUGAUGUGAGCCCAAUGAUGAUGCCGAUCUGCGCUCGAAAAGACACCAUGCAGAAGAUUCCUUGCCACACUUAUUUUUGCUUGGGAACGAGGUCUUGGAUAGGUUUCAUAAUUUUUCUUUUCUUCCACCACUCCUCUUGAAAUUGUUAAUUAGCCUACAAUGAAGUUUGGACGAUCUGCUUUGACUCUUCUUUCUGUCGCCUACACGGCUUCCUCUGCCACAGCAUGGACCACGGCCAAUGUAGCUCGCAACCGCUUUGCAGCCGCUGCUCUUUUCUCCACCAUCACCGAGGUGGAAGGUGAAACUGCCACCGAGUCUUUCCGACUAAAGUUCAAGACAGACAGUGGAGUCAUCUCUCCUUGGCAUGAUAUUCCCUUGAAGGAUGGAGAUAACUACAACAUGGUUGUGGAAAUCCCCAAAAUGACCAAGGCAAAGAUGGAGGUUGCCACCAAGGAAGAAAAUAAUCCAAUUGCACAAGACAUCAAGAAGGGAAAACUGAGGGAUUACCAUGGACCCAUCUUCUGGAACUAUGGAUGCUUGCCCCAGACUUGGGAAGAUCCCAACGAGAAGCACCCUGAAUUGGGAUUCUUUGGAGAUGAUGAUCCGAUUGAUGUUGUGGAAAUUGGAUCCAAGUCCCUGGAAAUGGGAUCUGUCACACCCGUCAAGGCUUUGGGAGUGUUGGCCAUGAUUGAUGAUGGAGAAUUGGACUGGAAGGUCUUGGCCGUCCAAGUUGAUGAUCCUUUGGCAAAAGAAUACAAUGACAUUGAUGAUGUCCCUGACUCUGUCAAGGCCGGUGUCCGAGAAUGGUUCCGUUGGUACAAGACUCCUGAUGACAAGCCCAUCAAUGCAUUUGGAUUCGACGAGAAGUUUCUGGACAAGAAGGCUGCCGAUGAAGUGAUUGAAGAGACACACGAUGCAUGGAAGAAAUUGAAGGCUGGAGAUACCGAUGCCGGAAAAUUGUGGACUGGAAACUAAAUAACAAAAAACCAGAAAGGACUUGGAAAACAAAAACUGUGAAACAGUACAUCACAGCACACAAGAUGGCCAUUGGGCUAGUAGUAGUUUACAUGCUUUCCUUUUGGCAAUCGUACUAGAAGGGGAGCAAGCAAAACAUGUCUACGAAGCAUGAGACAUCCAUGUCUUACGUAAUAAUUAGAUAACUGCUACAUCGUAUACAUCAUCGGCAAGUCCCGGCUGCAUUG
Messenger RNA from Seminavis robusta, 1359 nucleotides. Lineage: Eukaryota; Bacillariophyta; Bacillariophyceae; Naviculales; Naviculaceae. The record is from the annotation of a GenBank genome assembly.